This is a messenger RNA of Laetiporus sulphureus 93-53, 637 nucleotides long. RefSeq lists its product as uncharacterized. The record is from RefSeq and is a predicted model, not a curated record. The transcript has a single exon. The coding region runs from base 185 to 508 and encodes 107 amino acids. NCBI's taxonomy places the organism in Eukaryota, Fungi, Basidiomycota, Agaricomycetes, Polyporales, Laetiporaceae.
UGGCGACGAGUCUGAUACGAAUACACUGCCAAAGUCCUGAUCAGAGAUGUGCAAACGCGAUCGGUCACACAUCAGUGUUGUUGUUGAAGCUGUGUGACAGUCAGAUUGAAGUGGGUGCGUCAGAAUCUAACGAAAUCUUGAAGUGAUGUGACCUACGCCACUGAUGUGACAGGAGGCUUGUUUCAUGCGGCCACCGUCAGAGAUCAGUCGAUGCCAGCGUGGAACAUCAUUGGCAUCAGGGCUACCUAUGCAUGGAGCUAUCCCAGACGCUGCGCCGGCAGGGUACAUCAAUGCUUCAAGCAGAUGCCAUCCCCGCUUGAAUCUCCGGACCGCGGUGAGAUCGCGUUCUCGAGUGGGCAUCGACGGGGCGCAGGCAUACUGUGGGGGACGUGGACAUCGAGGUCGCGCUGUAAGUAAGGCGGGUUGGGUUUACGUAACCCACUUCCUCCGCACUGCUCAUGACAGACGUGACGACCUAAAACACCUAUGGCAUUGCAAGCUGCAAUAGUAUUGCAGCAUCCUUGUUGUCGCCAAAAGAUCAUCCAUCAGCGUUUCAGCGGUUGCAAUGAGCUGGACCGGCUCCUGUCGGUGUGGGAGGUGAUCCAUGACGGUAUUGCAUGAGAUUGCAUGAUCUUCG